Messenger RNA from Vanessa tameamea, 761 nucleotides. Its product is annotated as odorant receptor 4-like. Bases 120 to 761 code for a protein of 213 amino acids. The record is from RefSeq and is a predicted model, not a curated record. Gene Ontology annotation, molecular function: olfactory receptor activity; odorant binding. Gene Ontology annotation, biological process: sensory perception of smell; detection of chemical stimulus involved in sensory perception of smell. NCBI's taxonomy places the organism in Eukaryota, Metazoa, Arthropoda, Insecta, Lepidoptera, Nymphalidae. The transcript has 6 exons. Gene Ontology annotation, cellular component: plasma membrane.
GUAAUUUGCUUUAGACGCUCCUGAAUAUAAAAAUAUUUAUAUUCGGUUAUAAAUUAACUAAGGCUAAUUUAACUAGUUGGCUGUGACAUUGCUUUCUUUGUCCAAUAGAUAAUUUAAAGAUGUUUUUUAUUAUUUUAGCCACAAUAGUCCUCGUAAAUAUAUGCAGCGCGGAUCAUCUUCUGUAUGUCUGCUGUACUCAUCUCCGCGUGCAGUUUCGCUUGCUGCAGUACGACUUGAGUAAUAUUGUCAAGAAGAACAAUUUCUUAUCGAAUCACGAUCUUGGAUUGGUUGAAGGUGAACUCGUUGAAUUGAUUAAAUGGCAUCAAGCGUUGAUACGAUUGUCGAAUAAUUUGGAAAUUAUAUAUUCGAAGUCAAUAUUGUAUAAUUUCGUCUCUAGUUCCGUGCUCAUCUGCCUGACUGGGUUCAAUGUUGUUGCAAUACAAAACGUCGCGUUUGCUAUCAUGUUUCUAGUUUUCCUCACUGCGAGUUUACUGCAAAUAUAUCUACUUUGCUUCUUUGGUGAUCUGCUUAUGAAAUCUAGCAUGGAAGUAAGGGAUGCUGUAUACAAUUGUAAAUGGUAUUACCUGAAUGCUAAAAUAAGGAAAAAUUUGAUCAUCGUAAACAGCAGAACUCAAGAACCUUGUAAGCUGACUGCCUUCGGGUUCUCUGACGUCAAUCGCAGGGCUUUUAUGAGUAUAUUAAGCAGCUCCUGGUCGUAUUUCGCUCUGCUGAAAACAAUUUAUAAUCCAGCAAAAAAUUAA